This is a messenger RNA of Strongylus vulgaris, 486 nucleotides long. NCBI's taxonomy places the organism in Eukaryota, Metazoa, Nematoda, Chromadorea, Rhabditida, Strongylidae. The record is from the annotation of a GenBank genome assembly.
AUGCCUCUCCUGUUAGUCACAGGGUAUCCAUCAUGCGGGAAAACUACUAUAGUUCAACGAAUAUACGAUUACUUCGGCAAAAAGGGGAAGGAGGUAGUUAUCGUCUGCGACGAUGAUUAUCCUACUCUUAGCAGGGAUGACUAUGGUAAUGCCACCAAAGAAAAAGAGCUUCGAUCAUACGUUCGUUCUUCACUUCAAAAAUCUUUGAAUAAGGAUACAAUUGUUAUAUGCGAUGCUUUAAAUUAUAUCAAAGGAUACCGUUAUGAAUUGUUCCUUAUUGCCAAGCUUUGUAAAACAACUUACGCGGUACUUUAUUGCCACGCGACUGAAGAGACCUGCAAAUGGCUGAACCAGCAUAAGGAAGAGCGGUUGAAGUAUAAUGACGACAUCAUUAGCGAGCUCAUCACUCGAUAUGAGAAGCCUGAUCCGCGAAAUCGCUGGGAUUCUCCUCUUUUUGAGAUCAAUGUUGGGAAAAGUGAAAAGUGA